Molecule: messenger RNA, 2188 nt
Organism: Paramormyrops kingsleyae
Lineage: Eukaryota; Metazoa; Chordata; Actinopteri; Osteoglossiformes; Mormyridae
Source: RefSeq, a predicted model, not a curated record
AUGCAUUAUGCUGCUGGCAUAUCUGCUGGGCACCGAUUGCGUGCUGCCAAGUUGGGCCACCAGGACUGCAUAAGGUUCCUCAGUGGAGAUGGGAGGAGUUUAUUUAUACUGUUCUUUGUUCCAGGGAGUCGUUCCACUCUGGUGUCCAGCCCUACAUCCACCAGCAGGGGGCACUCUGAGGGUACAUCUGACCUUGUGGUAGACGCCUCAUACUACAACUUCUAUCAGCCCUCACGCUACCCAACUUACUACAGCAAUCUGUACAACUACCAGCAGUACCAGGUGCCUGCUGAGGGCCGCCUGUCUGGCCACAGUGCCCCCCCCCCGCAGUACCGCAUGCACUCCUAUUACUCUGCAGCCUCCUACCUGAGCCAGGGCCUAGGAACGCCUGCCUGUGUGCCCCCCAUCUUCACCCUGGAGGAGACGCCCGUGUUUCCACAUGGCAGCAUCAAUGACUCUGGCCCAGCUUACCUGUCCAUCAAUUCCCUGGUGACUUCUGAGGCAAAGCAGGAGUGCAACAGCAGUUCUGAGUCAGGAGCCUUCGCUGUGGACUCGGUCAUUCAGGGGACUGGUGAAUGAAGCGCUAAGGGAAGAAGAGAAGUGCUAGAGUCUAAUUAUUUCCUGAUCAAAAAUACUACUGUCAGUUCCUGAGUAUAGCACUUGCCUUAAGGGGUUUCUCAGUUUUUUUGUUACAUUGUUACAUUAUUGUUUCUAUUUACUUAAUCUGAUGAAACCUUUUUUAUGCUUGGGAAGGAACAGAAUAUGAGUAUUUUGAAUCAGCUGUAUAAAAGUUACAAAUUAUAGUUUUAAAUACCACUGUUGAUAAUGAUUCUUUCUAAAACAUUUUAUUUCAUUGACAUACUAACCAGGUCAAUUCAGGGAAUGCUUUUUUGUAACAUUUAUGUAAAUGUUGACUAAAAAAGAUUUUUUUCCAAUGCAUGAACAGCAGUCAAAAGAAUCAUCAGCGGUCAAUGCCAAUUGAAAUGUAUUCAGACUUUCAAUGCUAUUGUCACAAGCAAUGUUUUGUUUUGUAUGUGACACACUGCAUACCCUGCUGAGGUUUGUUUAUAUCUGCAUCACUCAAACUGAAUUUUAUUAACAAAGGCAUUUUCAGGUUUUUUUGUGUUGAAGUUCAUGUUCAUGCACUUACUGUUUUCCUCUUAUGGAUCAUAAUUCUUAAUACUUUUCAAAAGUGCAAUGCUAAGAUUUUUAUCUUGAACCUUUGAUUACAUAGUUUUACUAUUUUUAGUGUAUAAAUACACAACUUUGCUUCAAUUUGGUAUAAUUUUUCCAACUUGUCUUCUGAUAAAAUUAAUAUGUCCGCUUCUUAUUAUGAACUAGGUUGGAAAAUAUGGACUAAUAAUUGUAAGUAAUUAGCUAUAUAUCCUAAGUAAGUUGUAUUUUAGAAGGAUUUCUUUGCUGGCCAUUCCAGAUUUAGUAGGGUCACCUCACUUGUGAAAAGGUAGGCUACAUUCUGGCAGUAUAAUUUAGUUCAAGAUGCUUGCAAACACCUUGUCAUAAAGUAUCCUGCUUGCAUUGUCAUUGAAGGACCAACCCCUGAUAGUGUACAGUUCAGUGAUAACAUGAGUAGCGACUUCACUCAGAUUAGUUUUAUAAAAAUAAUCACAUGCAUGCUUACUUACUUUUUUGUUGUGAAUGGGUCUGUUUUUAUGGACAUUUAUAAUGCAGUUGUGUGCUCUUGUGUGCUUUGGUUACAUAAACCACAGGUAAUUAACAAAAUACAUCUAUCUGUUUUCAUUAUCCUAGAAGGCUUGUUUCAAUGGUUUUAAAUAAAGCAAUGUUUAAUGUUCAACUGUGUUUUGUAACUGCAGAGUUUGUCAAAAUAAAAAUGUAUUUGUUUGUUUUGGGAUGUUUUUAUGAACUGGAGAAGAAAACAACUUGUAUUCUCUUUGCUGUGUGCUUUUAAAACAUCAGUUUGUUUUAGACCCAUCUGUUGUAAUCAAUAACCUUACCAUCUUGUUUUUUAUUAAAUCCACUUACUCUUAAUUUCAUCCACCAGUGGUUUUAGAGAGAAUAAUGUGGUUACCUAUAUAGGUUUGACAUUAUAAAUCAUUUCUUGAGACUGGAUUGUAGGGCAAUAUUGAUUGAUCCUGAUAUAUCACAGAAAUUUACUGUCACUUCUGUUUUCAAUUAAAGAUACAAUCAGUCAGAUAAUGACUUAAUUUGA